Molecule: messenger RNA, 288 nt
Organism: Kazachstania africana CBS 2517
Lineage: Eukaryota; Fungi; Ascomycota; Saccharomycetes; Saccharomycetales; Saccharomycetaceae
Gene: LSM2
Product: Sm-like protein LSM2
Exons: 2
Coding region: 1-288 (95 amino acids)
Biological process (GO): mRNA splicing, via spliceosome
Cellular component (GO): Lsm1-7-Pat1 complex; catalytic step 2 spliceosome; precatalytic spliceosome
Molecular function (GO): RNA binding
Source: RefSeq, a predicted model, not a curated record
AUGUUAUUUUUCUCCUUUUUUAAGACUUUAGUGGACCAAGAAGUCGUCGUACAGCUCAAAAAUGAUAUCGAAAUCAAGGGUACAUUACAAUCUGUGGACCAAUUUUUAAACUUAAAGCUUGAUAACAUUUCCUGUACAGAUGAAACUAAAUAUCCACAUCUAGGUUCCGUAAGGAAUAUGUUUAUAAGAGGUUCUACAGUAAGAUACGUUUACUUGAAUAAGAACAUGGUGGAUAAGAACUUAUUACAGGACGCAACCAGAAGAGAAAUUAUGAGUGAGAAAAAGUAA